Messenger RNA from Ruditapes philippinarum (Manila clam), 2604 nucleotides. RefSeq names its product long-chain specific acyl-CoA dehydrogenase, mitochondrial-like. The coding region runs from base 66 to 1343 and encodes 425 amino acids. Gene Ontology annotation, molecular function: long-chain fatty acyl-CoA dehydrogenase activity; flavin adenine dinucleotide binding. The transcript is spliced from 9 exons. The record is from RefSeq and is a predicted model, not a curated record. Gene Ontology annotation, cellular component: mitochondrion. Lineage: Eukaryota; Metazoa; Mollusca; Bivalvia; Venerida; Veneridae. Gene Ontology annotation, biological process: carnitine metabolic process, CoA-linked; fatty acid beta-oxidation using acyl-CoA dehydrogenase; long-chain fatty acid catabolic process.
UAUAUCGAGUAAAUUCAAGGGACGUUACUCUGUUGUGUAUACAAAGUCCAAACACCGGCAAAAUAAUGUUGUCCAGGCAUCUUUUACGUUUAAAGAAAUUGAACAGCUUGUCAAAGAUUGUUCCUACUUCAUCUUUAAGAAACUAUUCUGAUAGAGUAGAAGUUCAGCAAAGCUCUAAGUUAACAGAUAUUGGCACAAGAAAGAUUUUUUCUGAAGAACAUGAUAUCUUUAGACAGAGUGUAAGACGAUUCUUUGAGGAAGAAGUUGCGCCACAUCAUGCACAAUGGGAAAAAGAUGGUCAAGUGAGCCGUGAGGUAUGGGAGAAGGCAGGUGAACAUGGUUUGCUAGGUGUGAACACACCAGCCGAGUUAGGUGGCAUUGGUGGUGAUGUCCUAUCAACAGCUAUCACUUGGGAGGAACAAAUGUAUGCUAACUGUUCCGGUCCUGGCUUUGCUCUUCAUUCUGAUAUUGUGAUGCCUUACAUUAGCCAUUAUGGAACGAGAGAGCAAAUAGAGAAAUUUAUACCAGCCAUGACAGCUGGCAAAUGUAUAGGAGCCAUUGCCAUGACAGAACCAGGCGCAGGAAGUGAUCUUCAGGGUAUCAGAACCAAUGCUAAACAAGAUGGUGAUGACUGGAUCCUUAAUGGAAGUAAGGUGUUUAUAACAAAUGGAUAUAUGGCAGAUCUAGUACUGGUUGUGGCAAUAACAAAUUCUCAGGCAAAAUCUGCAGCUCAUGGCAUCACUCUCUUCUUGGUGGAACAAGGAAUGAAAGGGUUUAUCAAAGGGAAAAAGCUCCAUAAAAUAGGGAUGAAAGCUCAGGACACAGCAGAGUUGUUUUUUGAGGAUGUUCGGCUGCCAUCAAGUGCUAUAUUAGGUGAGGCAAACAAAGGUUUCUACUACCUCAUGCAGGAACUUCCUCAAGAAAGGCUUAUCAUUGCUGACAUGGCACAAGCUUCAAUGGAAUGGAUGUUUGAAGAAACGAGAAGCUAUGUUAAACAAAGAAAAGCUUUUGGAAAAACAAUCUCUAACUUACCUACAAUUCAACACAAGCUUGCUGAGAUUAAGACAUCUGUUGCUGUAUCACGCGCAUUUACAGACAGAUGUCUUGAGGUACACAAUGAAAAAGGUCUAGAUUCAGAAUCUGCUUCAAUGGCCAAAUACUGGUGCUCAGAUUUACAAAACAAAAUUGUUACAGAAUGUUUACAGAUGCAUGGAGGUUGGGGUUAUAUGUGGGAAUAUCCAAUUGCACGUGCGUUUGUUGAUGCACGUGUACAGCCAAUCUAUGGAGGGAGCAAUGAAAUCAUGAAAUCCUUGAUAGCAAGAAAUAUUGUUGCAGAUAAUUAAACAUUGUUGAUGCAGUUCCUCUACAGAACUUAUGACUUUAUUUAUUAUAAAAUUAAUUUUUUACUUGUUAAAUUUUCAGGAAGCUUAUAUCAUUUCUAUGUGAUUGAUUGUUGUUUUUUUUUGUUUUGUUUUUUUUCAUGCAAAACAUUGUAAAAAAUAAUUUUACCUUGCUAAUCUUUUUGGCCAUCUGGCUUAUGUUUUCAUGAAUAGAUAAUAUUUUUGUUUAAACAUAAAGACACAUGACUUUUUCUUAUUCUAAUAAUUGAUAUUGUUACCUGAUCAAUCAUGUGUCCUUCUGUAUAACAUUGCAGGUCCAUACUUUAUACUAAACCUGGGGUUUUGACUUAUUGCCCUUUGUUACUUGAAAAGGGCAUUUAUAAGGUGCCUCAGAGCACUUGUUUUUCAAAAAAAUUAAGGUGGCAGGUAGGGGUAUGAACCAAUGAAUCACCUAUAGUUCUGCUUGUUAUAUAAAAAUGCACUGCAAAAUUGUUUUUCAUUAUAACCUACAUCACAAAUGACAAGGAUCUUAAAACCUUGCUAAUAUAUCCUAAGAACUAGCAACUCCACUGAGGUUUUUUGACAACAAAGGAACUGGAAAUAAUUUUGAGAUUUGUGUACCAUUUUGUAUUGGUCAAAUUUACCAAAUGACCUAAACUGAAAAUGUUUAAACUCUUUUAACUCAAUAAAGUUAAGAAUCACACUAAAAAUUAAUUUUCAGUUUAUUUCUGAGUAUAUUUCUUUUUACCUUUUGCAUAAUUUUCUGAUUCAAGAGCUCCAUAUGAUCUAUGUAAGAAUUUUAAAUUUGUUGUGACUAGGUUUCAGACCUCAGUGGAGCUCCUUUACACUGAAAUUUAAUCAUAAGCCAGAUAUGGCAAACUUUAAAUACACACCUUGAUGUUCAUCAUUAAUUAUCAUGAAAGUUCAUAAUAAUGACACCUUUAUUUCUAAAAUUUGAUUUAAAAUCUGUUAUUUUAUUUAACUUUAUUUUUUCUCAUAUAAUUUACUCCAGUAUAUUUUACUUUCAGACUAUAUGUAUUACAUAUCUAUAUUUCAUUAUUUUUAUUUUAAUCAGCAUAAUCAGCGGAUGUUUUGAUGGAUUGCUAUCUUUUUAACAAAUAUUUCAAUUUGGACCAACAAAUUAAUGUCCAUGUGUACAAAUGUUUAUUUAUUGAAUACACAAGAGAACUUACUUACUUUUAUAAAUUAUUGAAUAUAGUGCUAUUUAUUUAUCCAAUAUUAAAUAAAUUUAUAUUUUGAAUGA